Messenger RNA from Cryptococcus amylolentus CBS 6039, 381 nucleotides. RefSeq lists its product as hypothetical. The record is from RefSeq and is a predicted model, not a curated record. The transcript has a single exon. NCBI's taxonomy places the organism in Eukaryota, Fungi, Basidiomycota, Tremellomycetes, Tremellales, Cryptococcaceae. Bases 1 to 381 code for a protein of 126 amino acids.
AUGUCCCACAUUCCACCCGGCCUAUCCCUACACGAUGCCUUCUUCCUCCUUCCCCCCGAGAUUCGCGCCGUUGUCACCCACUGGUUCACCAAUACUCCCUUCACCCAGUCCGACCUCACUCGUAUGGUCCGCAUAAACAAGUACCACUACGCCCACUUUAUUCCUGAGCUUUACAACACCAUCUCACUCGAUCGGCAAAACUGCGAGACGUUCUUCUACCCCUUGAUCAAUGAUACUCAUGAUCCUCGAGAAGCCCAGAAACCCGAGGGUCAAAAGCUAUGGAGGCCCUCCCUUGCCCAAGAUCGCCACAGAUAUAGUCUGACAGAGGAGUGGUCGAGAGUGAAUCACGGCGUGACUUUCAUCUCCAACGCCGCUGUUUGA